AUGGCUGCUGCAGUAGCUCAGGGAACAGCUGGCAACAAUGCCUUCAAGGACAAGGAGAAGCCUAUGGCCGUGCGGGCGUCCAACAUUCUCGCUGCUCGGGCUGUUGCCGAUGCUAUUCGAACCUCUUUGGGACCCAGGGGUAUGGAUAAGAUGAUUCAAACGCCCAAGGGACAGACCAUCAUCACCAACGAUGGAAACACCAUGUUGAAGGAUAUGAGCGUGAUGCACCCCGCUGCUCGCAUGCUUGUCGAUCUGAGUGCCGCACAGGAUGUCGAGGCUGGUGAUGGAACGACAUCAGUCGUUGUUAUUGCUGGCAGUCUGCUUGGUGCUGCUGAGAAGCUGCUUUCCAAGGGCAUUCAUCCUACUGUCAUCUCCGAAUCUUUCCAGAGAGCCGCCGGUGCUGCCGUCGAGAUCCUCCACAACAUGUCCCGCCCUAUCAACCUCUCCGACCGUGCUACCCUCCUGCAAGCCGCCUCCACCUCCCUUUCCUCGAAGAUCGUGUCCCAACACUCUGGCCUCCUGGGCCCCAUGGCCGUCGACUCCGUCCUGAAGGUCUGUGACCCGAAGACGGCAGAGAAUGUUGAUCUGCGUGAUAUUCGUAUUGUGAAGAAGGUUGGCGGAACCAUUGAGGACAGCGAGAUGGUUGAUGGUGUUGUUCUCAACCAGCCUGUGAUCAAGAGCAGUGGCGGUCCCACGAGAAUUGAGAAGGCCCGGAUAGGUCUCAUUCAAUUCCAACUGAGCCCCCCUAAGCCUGAUAUGGAAAACCAAAUCGUCGUUAACGACUACCGCCAGAUGGAUAAGAUUCUGAAAGAGGAGCGCCAAUACCUGCUUAACAUGGUCAAGAAGAUCCAGAAGACCAAGUGUAACGUUCUUUUGAUCCAAAAGUCCAUCCUCCGUGACGCUGUCAAUGAACUUUCCCUCCACUUCCUUUCCCGUCUCAAGAUCCUGGCUAUCAAGGACAUCGAGCGUGAUGAGGUUGAGUUCCUCUGCAAGAGUCUCGGCUGCAAGCCCGUCGCCAAUGUCGACUCUUUCACCGAGGACAAGCUUGGUACCGCCGAUCUCAUCGAGGAAGUCCAGGCCUCCGGUGCCCGUUACGUCAAGAUCACUGGCAUUAAGGCCCCUCUGGCCGCUUACAACCAGACCGUCUCUAUCGUUGCCCGGGGUGCUAACCGCCUGAUUCUCGACGAGGCCGAGCGUUCGCUGCACGACGCGCUCUGUGUCAUCCGUUGUCUCGUUAAGAAGCGCGCCAUGAUUGCAGGUGGUGGUGCUCCCGAGGUCGAAGUCGCCCACGCCCUCGCUAAGCGCUCCCGUGAACUCACUGGCACCGAGGCCAUUUGUUUCAAGGCCUUUGCCGAUGCUAUGGAGGUCAUCCCCACUACCCUUGCCGAGAACGCCGGUCUCAACUCUAUCAAGGUUGUCACCGACCUGCGUCACCGUCACGCACAGGGUCAGCACAACGCCGGUGUCAGCAUUCGCAGUGGUGGUGUCAAGGACGAUAUUACAGAGGAAAACAUCCUGCAACCCUUGCUUGUCAGCACCAGUGCAAUUGAGCUGGCUGCAGAGACCGUGAAGAUGAUCAUGAGAAUUGAUGACAUUGCUUUGUCGCGGUAA
Penicillium nucicola is the source of this 1611-nucleotide messenger RNA. Its product is annotated as chaperonin-containing T-complex subunit CCT4. Gene Ontology annotation, molecular function: ATP-dependent protein folding chaperone; ATP hydrolysis activity; ATP binding. Gene Ontology annotation, cellular component: chaperonin-containing T-complex. Gene Ontology annotation, biological process: protein folding. NCBI's taxonomy places the organism in Eukaryota, Fungi, Ascomycota, Eurotiomycetes, Eurotiales, Aspergillaceae. The record is from RefSeq and is a predicted model, not a curated record. The transcript is spliced from 7 exons. Bases 1 to 1611 code for a protein of 536 amino acids.